UAGCCACACUUGAUUCACCUUCCUCAGAGGCUCCGGUGUAAAGAUGGCCAGCUCCGAAUGGGAAGAAGUAAAGCGACUCGCCAAAGACUUUCAGAGAGCUCAGUUGACAACUGCUACUCAGAAGUUGUCGGAGAGGAACUGCAUUGAGAUUGUGAACAAACUGAUAGAGGACAAGAAGAUAGAGGUAAUCUAUACUCUGGAUGGCAAGGAGUAUCUGACACCAUCCCAGGUAGUGAAAGAAAUUCGAGAUGAACUCAUCAUUCAUGGAGGUAGAAUAAACCUAGUAGAACUCCAACAGAUACUGAACAUUGAUUUUAGCUACAUUGAGGCCAAAGCUAAUGAAGUAGUCAAGAAUGACCGUAAUGUGUUCUUGGUGCUUGGACAACUUAUAGACAAUGACUACCUUGAUCAUCUAGCAGAAGAAAUCAAUGACCAACUCCAAGAUGCCGGCCAGGUGUCCAUUGCAGAACUCACCAAGGCCAAUGAUGUCCCUGCUGAUUUCUUGACGGAGGCUAUUGAGCAGAGGAUGGGGCGGAUCAUUGAGGGUCAGAUGGAUGCCUAUGAUAGGGGUGUGAUCUUCACCCAAGCCUUCGUUGACAGGCACAGGGCGAGGAUACGAGGAAUCUUCAGUGCAAUCACCAAGCCAACUCAAGUCUCCAACAUAUUGAACCAAUACCACAUUCCUGAGAAGUUAUUUCACAGUAUUCUUGAAGGUCUUGAGAAGGAAAAGCGUUUGAAGGGCUCCCUCAUGGGUGGCAGACAGGAGAAGGCCUCGUACAUUCCUGAUAUCUUCACCAAGACACAGAAUGAUUGGGUCGACUCCUUCUACGCACAGAAUGGUUAUCUUGAAUUUGAUGCCUUGUCAAGACUUGGCAUCCCCGAUCCCAAGUCUUUUGCCAAGCGUCGUUUCAAGUCGGAGAAUCUGCUUAUCCUACAGUCUUGUUGCAUCGGCAAAGUUUUACAAGACCGUGUAGAGGCUAGCGUGGAGGAAGCAUUGUCGUCUGGUACAUGGAUAGAUGUCUUACCCCUCCUUCCGAGCUCCUUCACUUCGACUGACUGUGGCCAGAUCUUGCAUCACUGCCUCAAAGGAAACCGCCAGCUAGACGGCAAGGUCUUCUGCGAUACAAUCAUUUGUAGUCAUAAGUUCGUGGCUGAUUGCAAGGCACUCUUUGAUCCCAUCAUGAAAGUCAAAGCAAAAGAGGAUGCCAAGAGAGCACCAGACAUCUUGAUGCAGGCUGACAAGAAACCUUCGGGGGGAUCGGAUGCUAAAAGAGAUCGCAAAGAAGAGAGGAGAAAAAAGGCGGCAGGUGUUGGUGGGGGUGGUAGUGCUAAGGGCGGCGUAGGAGGGCAGGCCAGAGAGGUCAAAACGAAGAAGGUCAAGAAAGGACGAGGGAAAGAAGUUGAAGAGGAUGAUGAUGAAGAUACGCAGAGAGGGUCCAGAGUAUCGGCCUCUGAGUUCCCGUUCAUGACGCUGGAGGAGAUGGAAGAAAUGUUGAGUGAGAAACUGGAUGAAUGUCCAGUAGAGCUUCAUGCGGAACUUGCUGAGGAACUCUUCAGGCCUCUAACUCGUGCCUACCAGGAUGUUGUGAAAGUGGCAUUCCAGAUGAUGGCCGGAGGAAGCGCUGCCACCAGGAGAAAGACGAGAGAUGAUCUUCAAGACGGGAUCAAUGCCUUUUGGAAUAACAUCAGACAGUUCAUCAAGGGGGUCAAGCAGUGCUCAGGAGAUGAGGAACUUGAAGGCCAGCUAUCCCGCUAUCUCCUGCGAUCACUCUGCUCCGAUGUGACCAACAUGCUAUGUUGUGCUGUAGCUGAACCAGCCAUAGCAACAGAUCCUCUCACGCUCACACCAGAGAUGCGAUCAAACAUCAUCAGCAAGCUUCCAGAUAAGAUAAAGACAGUCAUGUCAAAACUAAAUAGCUCCCUCAGUGGUAAGGAUCUAGAUGAAUUUGUGGAGAACCUAGAGCAGUCGUGUGACCCUUCCGUCUGUGACAUCAUGCUCAAGAAACCAGACAAAAAGAAAGACAGGCAAGCGGUGUUCCAUCAUCGACAAGCCCUGUGCGAGCAGCUGAGGAACGAAACUGAUUCCGCCUUGGCCCUUCAUCUUACCAUCACCGUUGCCUUCCAAAACCACACCCAAUGCAUGCUCCAUGCACCAGGAAGAUGCGUACCUCAGCUGAUCACAUUCCUCAGUAAACACCUCACUGCUGACCAACACGCCCUCUUAGUCCAAUACCAAGACCUGGUCCAAAAAAACAUGGCUCACAUCCGAGAGCAGGAUCAAAAGAACAGCGCACCUUCAGGCGAGGAGGAGGGGGAUAAGACGAGUGCAGUGGAUGAGGAGAGUAAAAUUAAGACCCAACUCCAGGAUUUGCUGAAUAAGAUCAAGGACGUAGCUCUGGUGAAGAAAGGAUCAGCUGCUAAUCAUGAGGAUUAAACCCUAGGAUUGAACCCUUUAAUACAUUUUCAGUUAUGUUUUCGUGUUAUAUUUCGUUAGAUCCCAGAAUAUCCAUAGAUAUGAAAAUUAUUAUGAAAAUUUCUUUAAUAGAUCAUAUCCAUCCCAUGUGCCGAAAAACUAUGUAUUGUUAGAUUAUUUGUUUUUAUUUUUAGAUAAAUUUCUUGAAAUUCAGCUUGUCACCUCAUGGUAAUCCAUAAUAUCUUUACCUAGUGUAAUGCAACUGCAUUAUGUAUUGAUUAAAGACCAAACCUCAACGAUAGUAUAUUCUAUGUUGGACUGAAUAUCAAAUAUGACACCAAAUAAUUAUAUUCCGCCCUUUCCAAUCAAUUCCAAUGAAUUCCUGUUUAUGUAGAGUAUUUAAGGGGAAGGGGCCAACUGAACUACGCUGUGUGAUGACCAACAUUGCAGCAUCAGUGCAUUGAAUAGUGAAUUAGUGUGUUGCCAUUCAAAUGGGUCUAUAUUACAAGACUACACUGCUAGUAUUCGUUCUGAACGAAGGCUGCUGGAUUGUAUAUGCUUUAAAAGCAGAUACGAACUAAUAGCGCCAUCUCAAGUCCUCAACUACUCAUACCUGUCCAGUUUCCUGACCCAUAAUGCUAGAGUAGUCUAGUAAUACAGACCCACUUGAA
Lytechinus variegatus (green sea urchin) is the source of this 3084-nucleotide messenger RNA. Its product is annotated as E3 UFM1-protein ligase 1-like. The transcript is spliced from 19 exons. NCBI's taxonomy places the organism in Eukaryota, Metazoa, Echinodermata, Echinoidea, Temnopleuroida, Toxopneustidae. Gene Ontology annotation, molecular function: UFM1 ligase activity. Gene Ontology annotation, cellular component: endoplasmic reticulum membrane. The record is from RefSeq and is a predicted model, not a curated record. Gene Ontology annotation, biological process: protein K69-linked ufmylation; response to endoplasmic reticulum stress; regulation of proteasomal ubiquitin-dependent protein catabolic process. Bases 44 to 2434 code for a protein of 796 amino acids.